AUGGCUUCCGCCUCGCCGUCGUGGGUCAUCCUGGGCAGCGUGCCGCGGGUGUCGGCCGCCGACGCCGACCUCCCCCAGGGCGCUGACCUCUCCCUCGCGCUGCCUGCGCCGCCGCGCGUCGCGGUCCUCACCAUCCCCCCGCGCAUCUUCCCGGGCCGCACCACCUCCAGAAGCUUCCCGUCCGUCCUCGCCGCCGACGCCUCCGGCCUCCUCCUCCUCCACGCCGACCAAGGCCCCGCCAAGGGCCCCACCGUCAUCGACCUCCCCAGCCGCCGAGAGUUCUUAUGGCUCCCGACCGUCGCGGGCUACUUCCUCCUCGACGCCAAGUCCGCCUCCGCACUCCCGCUCCCCAACCCCGAGUACGUCAUGCACCCGGGCCACCUCGGCCUCAUCGCCUCCCCCGCCGACGCCGGCCACUACAUGGUCGCUGAGCUCCAGAUGAUCCUCGGCGGCGACCGUGCCGACCUCCUCUGCUUCUCCUCCGAAGCCGGGGAAUGGGUCACCAAGGACGUCCGCUAUCCGCUUCCAUCCCGCCCCUUGAGCCCCAACGGCGUGGUCUCGCACUCCGGGAUGCUCUGGUGGGUCGACCUCUCCUGGUGCCUCCUCACCUGCGACCCCUUCGCCGACGCGCCGGUGCUGAGGGUCGUCCCGCUUCCGGAGGGCAAGGCGCUCAAGUCCAAGGAAGCUUGGGGACUGCUCGACAAGUACCGCUGCGUGGCUGUCAGCGGCGGCAAGCUGCGGUUCGUGGACAUGUACAGGAACCUUAACAGCGCCGGCUCUGUUCAGAUCAGCGUGUGGACGCUCGUCGAUCCGGACUCCACGGAGUGGACGCUGGAGUACGAGGCCACCUUUAAGGAGAUCUGGGACGACGCGAGCUACAAGGCGACUGGCCUGCCAAGGAAGAUCCCCGUGCUUGCGCUCGUCCAUCCUACGAACCCCGACGUGGUCUACUUCUUUCUGGACGAGCACCUGUUCGGCGUGGACGUGCGUGCUCGCAAGGUUGUGGAGCGUGAGAUCUACGAGCUGGUUCAGCCAGCUAGGGAACACGUCACCACCCGUUCCGUUCACGCUUGGCAGCUGCCACAAGCUCUCUGCUCAGGUAAUUCUACCGUCUACUGUUCUUUGAUUGUACGUACAUUCUUGUUAGUGACUGGAAAUAUUGUGUUUCUGUGUAACAUUGUGAGAGAUCAGAGGUGUAUGAUGUGUUGUCUGAUUUUCUAA
Molecule: messenger RNA, 1221 nt
Organism: Triticum turgidum subsp. durum (durum wheat)
Lineage: Eukaryota; Viridiplantae; Streptophyta; Magnoliopsida; Poales; Poaceae
Source: the annotation of a GenBank genome assembly